ACAACAAUGUUGUUAAAUUGGCGACUUGGGAUGUCGAGGAUAUCUAUAAGACGGAGGCCUAUGUGAAGGAGAGUGAUGACCUGGUGCCCAUCAAGUGGAUGUCCCUGGAGGCCAUACGCGACCGUUUCUUUACUGUACAGAGCGACGUAUGGGCCUUUGGAGUGACUCUAUGGGAGCUUUUCAGCCUAGGAUCGGUUCCAUAUGCGGGCAUACAAAUCGGGCCAGACUUCCUAAAAGACCUGGAAGCAGGACUCAGGAUGGAGGAACCCAAAUAUGGGAAUGAUGACCUGUAUGUUCUUGAGUUGAUCCUAAUUGUAUGUACAGUCAAAGGAUAAACUGCUUGCAUGCAUUCUCCUAGAAUGUUGCUUAGAAUGUCAAAUAACGUAUCUCAUACU
Messenger RNA from Penaeus monodon (black tiger shrimp), 395 nucleotides. Its product is annotated as vascular endothelial growth factor receptor 2-like. The transcript has 2 exons. The annotation marks the transcript as partial. Gene Ontology annotation, molecular function: transmembrane receptor protein tyrosine kinase activity; ATP binding. The record is from RefSeq and is a predicted model, not a curated record. Lineage: Eukaryota; Metazoa; Arthropoda; Malacostraca; Decapoda; Penaeidae. Gene Ontology annotation, cellular component: signaling receptor complex. Gene Ontology annotation, biological process: cell surface receptor protein tyrosine kinase signaling pathway; protein phosphorylation; positive regulation of kinase activity.